Molecule: messenger RNA, 3373 nt
Organism: Austrofundulus limnaeus
Lineage: Eukaryota; Metazoa; Chordata; Actinopteri; Cyprinodontiformes; Rivulidae
Gene: rbm20
Product: RNA binding motif protein 20
Cellular component (GO): nucleus
Molecular function (GO): zinc ion binding; RNA binding
Source: RefSeq, a predicted model, not a curated record
CAUCCUUGCAUCACCCUUGGACAGUACCGAAAAGAAGGGUCUUCAGGUGGGGGUUCAGCUUCCGGCCAGUGUCCAGUCAGGGCCUCAGCAGCAGAACCAGCUCCUCUUGACUCCAGCGAGUCUCCAGCUCGCUCACCUCCAGGCCCAGCUUACACUCCAACGUCUCAAAUUGGCUCAGGGAGGCGGCGGUGCCACCGCUGCCAGUGUUCUCAACCAGUUCCUCUCCAAUGUGAACAUGUCCCAGCCGCUGUUAAAUCAGCUACGAACUUCGGCGAUGGUUGGGAAUCCGCAGGGUGCCUUCCCCGCUGGAGUGAUGGGUUUCCCCUCUUCACAUUCUGCCAUGGGAGCCAUAGUGGGUGGUGGGUUCAACCAAAACCCAGGGAAUGUUGGACUGAAUCAUCCCAGUGGAGCGGGAACAAAGGUCCAACAGGGUGGAAAGUCUGGGUCAACAUAUCCUCCUGACACUGACAGAAGACUUCAGUUCAACUUAGCUGGAGGGACAUCUGUUGAUGGACAGCUCAAUAAAAACAUGAGCAAUGCUGGUUUUCAGAGAGAUCUGUAUGGGCAGAGUAUGUCGGGACAACCAUCUGGGUUUCCUACCAAUGAACAAAUGAGUGCUUGUAACUCUGCUCACAAGGAACAAUGGCAAGGCCCCACUAACCUAACACCAACUGGAAAUAUGGAUAUGGUAACCAACCCUCCUACAGUGUGGACUAAAGCUGUCCAGCCCAUGUGGUCCAGAACAGAAGUGUAUAACCCAGAAGAGCCAACCUCUGAGGCCAAGUCAAACUGCAACCUUGGGCUUCCCUCUUUUGGUUCAAGCGGCACGCAGGGGUUUGGAAAUUAUCAGUGUGAGGAGACGUUACCUUCAGGUAGCAGGACACUUCAGCCCUAUCAAGUCAAUGAUUAUUAUGGUGUCACACCUGAUGAGCUACCACACCAGUGUAGCAUCUGUGACAAAAAAGUCUAUAACCUGAAGGAUUGGGACCAGCAUGUAAAAGGAAAACUACAUCUGCAAAAUCAAACCUUGUACACAAAUGAAAGCUCAGCGGCUCAGUAUGCGGUCUCGAGGCCUUCUGAUGGAGCUCUGAACCCAGGAGGAACCAACUCAGUCUGCUCUGCUACCAGCCAAGAUGUGUCCUCAGGAACCAACACGUCAUACUUACCAGAAGCAGCAGCCAUGAAGCCUUACCCCGUGUCUGACACAAUGUUUGCUUCACAGCAGCCCGAGUCAAAGCCAUUUCCACCUAGAAAGGCUUCAGUAGGUCGUGUUGUUCACAUCUGCAACCUCCCCGAAGGCAGCUGCACGGAGAAUGACGUCAUCAACCUGGGCCUACCCUUCGGCAAAGUCACCAAUUACAUCCUUAUGCGUUCAACCCAUCAGGCUUUUCUGGAGAUGGCAUAUAUUGAAGCAGCUCAGGCCAUGGUUCAGUACCACCAACUGACCCCAGCCAUGAUUAACAACCAGAAACUCCUCAUAAGGAUGUCUAAGAGGUACAAGGAGCUUCAGCUCAAGAAACCAGGUAAAGAUGUACAAUCAAUCAUCAAAGAUAUCGCUUCACAACGAGAGCGAGAUCAGAUGCAAGAACUUGAACACUACCUGCCAGAGAGACCUCGCUCCCGCAGCCCCAUCAGCCGGUCUCUGACCCCUCAUUCCCACAGUCCUAGUUUUACAUCAUGCAGCUCAGCCCACAGCCCCCAAGGAGCGACCCACAGGGCUCCAGAUCGAGGGAGCAAUGGGCUGAGUCCCCACCGGGGCUCUUGGGAUUGUUUACCACACCUGAGAAGAGCUGAGGAUGAAAGGGAGCGAGAGCAUUUUUGGAGAAACGGUGGCAGCAUGGACGACGAUCGACCCAAUGGACGAACGUCGGAGCGUCUGAAGACUUACCAGAAAUACUCGGGCCAUCUCGGUUCGAGAGCCGCAGAUGAGAAAGGAAGUGAAGGGAUGAGAAGCAGCAGAGACCGUCACCCACGAGACAACCCUCAAGGUUUCAACUCGUACAGAAGCGUGGAAGAUGACUUCUACCUGGAGCACGUGUACAAGUCAGACAAGGAACUCAGAACUUCUCACCAACGGCACGAUUCAAAGCCCAAGAGGAGGGAUGGUGGCAGCUACCAUGUUCGGUCCAGACAUUCUGAGUUUGAGAUGAGCGAGGCGCUGCCAGGCAGGACAUCAGAGGACAAGAGGACAAGCUCACCAGGCAAGGACAGGAACAGAAAGAUGAGCAGAAGGCACACAAUCACAGAAAAACAGACAAAAGAAACUGAAAAUACUGAAUCUCUGCUGAAAGAAAAAGCAGCUUCACCUCAGCAAAGUCACAAGUCAAAAGAGGAAUGUGACAAAGAUAAAGACAAUGAAAAGAAAUUGGAAAAUAAUGAAGACACAGAUGAAGAGUGUUGGUAUCCUAAGAAUAUGGAGGAGCUGGUCACUGUGGAUGAAGUGGGAGGAGAAGAUGAUUCCAUCGUUGAACCAGACCUUUCUGAGCUGGAGGAGUUUGUAACCGGCCCCAAAGAGGUUGUCGUGGCAGAACCAAAAGUAAAGCAGGAAUCACCAACAGCAUCAUCUCUGGAAGUACAGAAAGCAUCCGAGGAGAAAUCUGAGCAAGGGAAGUCCUGGGGCGAUGUAGGACAAGUAUCUACAUGUCUAACUGAGAAAGCAGAGGAUAGAGUAACUGCAUUGAUCAGCAAAGAAGAGAAAAGUCAUUCAGUGACUUCUGAGCUACAAGUCAAGGAUAUUUGUGAUUUUCCCAGUGAGGAGUUCAAGGCUGCACUGGAGGAAACCUGCUUGAAAGAGAGCAAUGUCUGUAACAAUCAGGCUUCAGAUGAACCAAUGGAAAAUCCUAUUUGUUUAUCAGAGGACAGCAAAAACCAAGAGGACAGACCAGUAUUGGAAAUCAUCCAUAAUGGAGUACAACAGAAGGAUUAUGCUCUUAAUAAAAAAGAUAUUGAAGCAUCAUCUUCAUCCCUGGAGCAAAACAAAGCCGUCAGUGAACACAGCAUCCCUUUGGAAAUAUCUGUCCCAGUUGGCAGAGGAGAGUCUGCGGAGUGGAAUCACCGAACAACCGUCUGCACAGUGACACCAUCCUGACCUUUGACCUCUGGCCUACAAACCGCAGAGGAGGAUUAGCAAACGUGCAGUUUGUGCAACACUUUGGGAAAUGAAAACUUUGACAAUGUGAAACAAAGAAGCUUGAAUUUGUGGACAGCUGUAAUAAUUAUUUGUUUUUGUUCAGGGGGACACUGAGGUCUUGAAUUUUUCAGUUUUGUACAUACUCAAAGAGAAAUGAGGACACAGGAUUUAGCUUCAUUUUUUUAUUAGUUAUUUUAAAAAAAUAAUGAAUUUCCUUUAAGUGCACUUAAAAUAUUUCAUGUU